Frieseomelitta varia is the source of this 4244-nucleotide messenger RNA. It is a transcript of the gene Pdzd8, whose product is annotated as PDZ domain-containing protein 8. Gene Ontology annotation, molecular function: protein binding; lipid binding. The record is from RefSeq and is a predicted model, not a curated record. The transcript has 9 exons. The coding region runs from base 1 to 2937 and encodes 978 amino acids. Gene Ontology annotation, biological process: mitochondrial calcium ion homeostasis. NCBI's taxonomy places the organism in Eukaryota, Metazoa, Arthropoda, Insecta, Hymenoptera, Apidae. Gene Ontology annotation, cellular component: mitochondria-associated endoplasmic reticulum membrane contact site.
AUGAACAUUUUUGAAUUUAUUUGGAUAUCUGUGAUUGCAUUUGUGUGUGGUAUAAUAUUCAUACUUGUACUGGAAUUUUACUUGUUCAAAAAGUACUUGGAACAAGCGCCUCUGGCAAGUUCACCAAGAAAAUCAAUUCAUCAUGGCAAGGCCCAAUUACCUAAGGAAUUACUUGAUAAGAUUCAAGAUGAAAAAACAAAUUCCAUAAGUAUAUCGCGUCAGAGUAUGUGCCAAGGCAAUGAAAACUUGGCAAUAAAUUUAACAUUGCAAUUUUUGUUCAAUGAACUUAGAAAUGCUGAGAGAGUGCGCCUUUGGUUAUAUAGAAAAUUAAAUAAUGAGUUCAAAGAAUUAUUAACUCAAUCAACCACGGGCAAAUUAUUAGAUAGUGUACAACUGAGAGAUCUAAAUCUAGGUUCACAAUUUCCUACGAUAAAAGGUUUAGAAGUUGCAGAUUCAAAAAUAGAUGCUGAUACAGGUUUAUUGGAGACGUUGGAUUUAUCUUUAGAUUUACAUUAUUCUGGAAAUUUUCAAUUAUCAAUAGAUGUUAAAAUGCUACUGGGAAAGACUGCAUAUAUGGCUUUACAAGUGAAACGUAUCAGUGGCAGAGCUAGGUUGCAGUUUACACGUGUACCAUAUACUCAUUGGUCUUUAAGUUUUUAUUCAGAUCCCAUACUUGAAUUGGAAGUGCAAUCCCAAUUUCAAGGUCGUCAAUUACAACCACAGAUCAUCUCUUUGAUAACAGGACAAAUUCGAAGAGCUGUACGUAGGAAGCAUACAUUACCUCGCUAUAAAAUGCGUUAUAAACCAUUUUUCCGUAGACUGAACGAUGAAACAGUAGAUUUAUCCGAAGUUGCGAACAUGCAAUUGACACCAGGUUAUUUGGAAGUAUCACUAGUGGAAGUAACUAGAUUAAAUCUUGGACCUAAUAUAUUUAAUACAGAGGAUAAAUCACAAGUUGAAGUAUAUUGUACAAUAAGUAUCGACUCAACACCUUGGGUAUAUCUGACUCAAUAUACUGGAGUUCCUUACAUGGUGUUGGAUUUAAUUAUUAGUAAAGUUGGUUCUCAGCAACUGGGUGUAGUAUUUAAGCAAGAAUUUGUGCCAGAAAUAGGUCAUAUGUGUGUGCUAGUCGAAACUAUAAUAACUGGAAGUCCUGCUGCAAUUGCUGAAAUGAAAAAAGGAGAUAUUUUAAUAGCAGUAGAUGGCAAAAAAGUGUCUAAUAUGAAUCAAGUAGCUAAAUUUGUAAAAAGUGCUGUGCAGAGACGUUUUAUUAUAAGGGUUGAAAGAAAGUAUUCUAAAGCAGAUUUGGACAAACAAACUAGUAUGAAAUUGGAUAGUGAAAGAAUAUCAACAGAAAGAGGAGCCGAUAGGAAAACAUUAAGAAUUGAUUCUGCAUUGAAUAAGAAUGAUACACCUAGUACCGAAGAUACUAAAAUCAAAUUUGAAAGCCAAAUUAAAUUUUCGGAUUUGAAGGAUUGUGAAAAUGAAAUUUCCGAUAAAUUGGAAAUGAGCAGUAAACUUUUUAAGAGAAGAAAAAGCAGCGCACAUACUGAUGAUACUGUUCAAACACCAGACACUACACCUUCCAGAAAAAUUUCAACUACUUCGAAUCAAUCAAUAAUAUUCAGUAGUUCUCAAUUUUGCUUUAACGAUGACACAUAUGUAACAAAUAUAUCAGAUUUAUAUUAUACUACUAAAGAGAAAGAACAUGCAUCUUUAAUUACUUUUGAAGAAACUAGAACUUUUCAAAUUGAUUCAGAACUUCAAUAUUUAAAUAUCGGAGUAUGGGGUCGUAUCAGAGGAGAAAUUCACGCAAAAUUAUUAGGAUAUAUUAACGUCCCUAUGAAAUUAAUUUUAGCACAAUGCUAUACGUCUUCAACUGGUCAUUAUCUUAAAUGCUAUGCUUUAUUACCACCAGAUAGUGCUUCUUUAGCAACGGUUCAUCCAAAACUACAAGGGUAUUCAGGAUUUGAUCCAACACUUUGUUAUGGUGAUAUUUUAUUAUCUUAUGUAUGGGAAUCUAGUUAUCCGAAUCGUUACAUGGCUGGUGACUCAGGGAAAAAGGAAAAUGCUGAAACUAUUAAGGCACAACCGCCUUUAAGUGAAGAAAUUGUUGAAAAAAAGAUGCACGACUUUAUUAGAACUCAUUUCCAUAGAGCGACACAUUGCGAUUUUUGUACAAAGAAGAUUUGGCUAAAGGAUGCAGUGCAGUGCAGAGAUUGUGGUAUGGUGUGUCAUAAGAAAUGCGAAGUUCGUUGCCAAGCAUCAGGAACAUGUGGAGCCGAAAGUAUAACAACAAUGGCAUUAGAAGCUGAUGAAAUAGAGCCUACUACUCUUAUUGGGGAAUCAGGUCCAGAGAUUUCUCUAACCAGUUGUGAAGAUAAUGUACAGGGUGCAACUAUGAUGGCCAUGAAGGCUAGUAUAGCUAAUACUCUGUUGGGCCUGAAGAAGGCUGGGAGUACCAGUUGUUUGGCCCCACCGGCUUCCGGUACUGGUCUGGCAUCUAGAAGUCUUCCCCCAAGUCCCUGUGCAUCCCGCAAGAAUUCAUUGGUUGGAGGCUUGGGCAUAAGUCCUGAUCUCUUGGAGGGUGCUGAACCUAGCGUGGCAGCCCCUUUAGUAGCUGGCGAUUUGGAUGAUGGUCUUAUGUCUAGGGCUAAAGAUACCGGCAAGUUUCUAUACAAACACCUGGAACCACUGCAACGCGUUGAAAAAAUCAAUGCUAUGAUGGGGAAGCUAAAAACUGCGCUCGACGCGGAAACUACCUCAAGAUUAGAAUUAUCACAAAGUGGAGAAAUGGACAGUAUUAAAUUGAUUGCACAGAGCGAUUUACGCGUGCAAGCACUGAGUGUCUUACUAUUGCAUUAUUGCGCUGGAUUGCAACAUGCGCAAGAAGUAUUAGAUCGAUCUCAAAAUAACAAGGAGUCCAAACAGACUUAACUUCAAUGAAAAAAUUCCAACAAAAUUACCAAUAUACAUUCCGAAUCUUCGUACGUUCUAUUUUACUUCAACCUAAAUUAGCGGUCGUUGAUCGAUUAUAGUUUUCUUCAGGGAUCUGUAUUAGACAUAUUUACAAUUGUACGUAUUAUAUGCGUGUUUUGAAAUUUCUCUUUAAAAUUCGAUAUUCAAGUUUAAUAGGCCCCGAGAUAUUAUACUCGUAAAUUUUACCGUGAUAUCUUCGUAUAGUUUACCAGAGAACACCAAAUAUUAAGACUUGUAUUUACAGAUUCUAUAUAUACUCGUAGAGAACAUAGUACAAUAUGUAUCAGUUAUGUUUACGCCUAAGGUAUUUUCAGCGGUUUAGAUAAAUAGUGGUGUUAUAAAGAAAUUAGGAUAAUAAAAACGGAAAGAUUUAAGUUUAAAUCUAAGGUAACGGGCAAUUAGAUAUUUAUAAUUAUAAUUUAUAAUUAUAGUUUACGAUAGCUUUGCGGAAUAGAUAUGUUAUUCUCUUUGAUAUCAAUAUAACGAUAGGACUUCGUUUACCAAAAUCAAACAAUUGGAUCGAUUUCUUUUCUUACCAGAUCGUGUUUUACUUGUGCAACGAAAUGCAUGAAUUGCGACUGAUUUAAUUAAAUAUCAACGCUAAUAUAUAUAUAUAUACACACCUACAUCCGAGUAUGAAUGAAAUACAUGAUACGGUAAAAUUCCAUCCAUCCAGAUAACGAACAUCGAGACAUUGAUAUAUACAUACAUACAUACGUAUAUUUUGUGGCUUCAAUGAGAUAUUACGAUUCAUUGUUAAUAUGUAAAAUGAAUAUAAAAAAAUCAAUAUAGAUUGUUGAACGAUCGUUCAAUGACAAUUUGUACUUAUAUUAUUUAGGGUUAAUCUAACAAGACUAACGAGAAUCAUCUCUCGAGCCAUUAUUUUCUUGAAACACGCUGUUGUUCCAAACAAUGUUUUAAGUAUUAAAGAUGUUUUAUUCGUCCAACGAGAAAUAUAUACGAAUAAAUGUGAAACCGAGUAGACGUCCGUUUAUAUCUACCAGUGACGUUUUCCCUUCAGGCUACGUGGAAGAUCCCAAUUCUUGGUAAAUAUGAAAAUACUCGAAAAACGGAGACGCAGUAACCCGCGAGCGCACAAAGAAUCGACGUCAGAGCCAGAGAUUUUAUAGGGCCAAUGUUCGCGGUCAGACGAAAGACUUUUGUAAAGGUUCUUCGCAGAUUAUAAUUGUGAAACGUCAAGUUAAAAACCUUUCUCCUUGUUAAAAACAAGGAAAAAGUAGCUUGUAAUGUAAAAGUUCCAAUGA